Mytilus trossulus (common blue mussel) is the source of this 1915-nucleotide messenger RNA. RefSeq lists its product as uncharacterized. The transcript has 5 exons. NCBI's taxonomy places the organism in Eukaryota, Metazoa, Mollusca, Bivalvia, Mytilida, Mytilidae. The record is from RefSeq and is a predicted model, not a curated record. The coding region runs from base 157 to 804 and encodes 215 amino acids.
CGCCACGUCACUUACUUCCGGUUUAUUUUUUUCCACAACAUUGUUUUUGGAUUUAUUUCUCAGCUAUGCUUUAAAUGAUUUACUGAAGCCAGUAGACCUGCUUUUCACCAUGUUGGAAGAGAUUGUGUAGAAUGCACAGAAUAAAUGAACUAAGAAAUGUCGGGAACAAGUAAAAAACAGAACUUAGUUCAGAAACUUUCAACACAGACGAAAGAUGGGUUGAAGAUAGAGAACCAAAGAUUAUGUAAGAUACUAAAUGACCUGAAGAAGAAGUACAAACUGACCUUUGAGGUCAUACAGAAACUAGAUCAGGAGUACGAACAAUCUAAAGACAGCAUGGUACUGAGAUACCCUCAGUUGAAAGAUAUGAUAAGAAGAGCAACAACUGACCAAGUUCUACAGCAGGCUGAGAUGCCGAAAAUCCCUAAACAUAAAGGGGUUAAAGAUCUGUUCCAUAGUACAGAAGGUACAACACAGGUUCAACAGCCUGUCCAAUCAAGGUCUUCUAGUUUCUUACAGACCUGUAAACAGUUUGCUGGCAAAUCUGACGAUUCUUCUUAUGAAAUGAAAACAGUUACCAGAAAUCUUUCUGACAUGCAUAAGAAAGAGAUAGAAGAUGAUAACAAAAACAAGGAACACAUGAUCAGCGUGUACGAGAAUAAAUUCUUAAGAGCUCACAACAGACUAACCAAACUGAAGCAGGAGUUUAUUGCAUCUAAAGAAGAUCUUCUCCCUGUUAGGUACAACAAGUUGAAAGAAAUGAUAAAAACAGUAACUAAAGAUGAAAAAUUAAAACCUGAGUAAAGAAAGGAUGUCAUGUUUGAUAUUAGUACUUUACUUCUCAGGUUUAUGUUGUAAUUUUCUUUUUGGAGUGGAAAAAAGGGGGAUUGUAAAGAAAUAUGGUAAUUUCUUUUUCAUUGAUGUGCAAUUCAGUUCUAGUUAUCAUGAAAUAUGUCUAUUUAGCAUGUUUAGAUAAAAAAAAUAAUUCAAUAUUUGUAUGUUAACUUUUAAUUGAACUUUUUUUCUACAUACAUGACAUAGUUCGAUAAUUAAACAAAUUAUAUAAGAAACAAACUAUUUUUUAGCUUUAAGCAUUAGUCAUUGAUAUUGUCUAAAGCCAAUUUUGAAAAUAUAUUAUUUUAUACAUUUUCAUACAGUCUGGGAUUGAAUUUUUGUACAUAAUAAAAUUUGCAAACCUUCAUGGAUUGUUAUGAAACUUGGACAGGCACUAAUCGUCUAGACCAAGAAAUAGCAUCUAAAAAAAAAGAUUUGAUUUUCUUUUUCUUCAAUUUUAUAUGUUUUACUGCUAAACGUACUCAUUUUUUAGGUCAACAGUAUACUUUUACACAACUGACAGCAGAAUUAACUGCGAGAGACAGGGUGCUGCUAAACCCUCAUGAAUUUCUGCAUUGAUUUGAUUCAGAAUCUUCCUAGUGCUUAGAACAUAUGUUCAUUAACUUUAACAUUUAUUUUGUUACUGAUAUGACAACUUCUAUUAUGUUUGUUUUUUGCAUUUUCUUUUUUUUAUAUGUAAAACUUGGACAGGCACUAAUCUUCUAGACCAAGAAAUAGCAUCUAAAAAAAAAGAUUUGAUUUUUCUUUUUCUUCAAUUUUAUGUUUUACUGCUAAAUGUACUCUCUUUUGAGGUCAACAGUAAACUUUUACACAGCUGACAGCAGUAAAUACUGUGAGAGACAGGGUGCCGCUAAACCCUCAUGAAUUUAUGCAUUGAAUUGAUUCAGAAUCUUCCUAGUGCUUAGAACAUAUGUUCAUGUCUUUACAUUGGUGCUUUAACUUUAACAUUUAUUUUGUUACUGAUAUGACAACUUCUAUUAUGUAUGUUUUUUGCAUUUUCUAUUUUUGUAAUGUAAAUAUUGAUUGGGAAUUUUUAAUGUUAUGUUGUGAUAUGUUACGU